AUGAGCCCGGUGAAAUUUGUAGAGGAAGCAGUUGAAUACCUGAGGAAUGUAGUCAUUGGAAAACUACAAGAAGCAUACCAUGUAAAAAAAAAGAUGGAAUGCAUAACUGUAGAAUAUUAUCGUGGCGGAACACCUUAUUUACCUCCAGAAGCUAUUGAGGAAAUUAUUCAAUCUCGGGGAACAAUUAAAAAUGCAUGUAAAGAAAUGGUCGAUAAAUACGGUACUUCGACUCAUCGAAUUUAUGAAAUUUGGAAAAGGCAUGCCCAAGGAUUACCUCAUGGAGGAAAGAUGAAAAAAAUAAGUGGGGGUGAUACAUGCGAAGCAAGGACACUUACGUGUCUAAAUAACAUUCCUAAUACAGAUAUAGUUGCCCAAAUUGAGCGAGAAAUAAAAAGAAGGGAUAAAAACUUAGCUAGUAGUGCUCGUAUAAUGUCUACUACUUAA
Messenger RNA from Entrophospora sp. SA101, 444 nucleotides. NCBI's taxonomy places the organism in Eukaryota, Fungi, Glomeromycota, Glomeromycetes, Entrophosporales, Entrophosporaceae. The record is from the annotation of a GenBank genome assembly.